UUGAAUAGUAGUUGUAAUAGAUACAACACGUUUCGAACGCUUGAAGAACGAGUUAAAUAUAAUUGCUUUUUUUAAAUUUUAAAGUGUUUUGAAAAUAAAAUCUUGGUGAUAAUAUACAUUUACACACAUAGACAUAAAUAUUGUACGGUUACAAUAAUUUUUUACUGACAACUUGCACGGCACAAACCACAAUCGUGGGUGCCUGAUGAUUUUAGUGAUUUUAUUGACGAAUGGCAAGUUGUAGUAGCAGACAAGCGACAACUACAGUAGCUAAAUAGUUGAAUAUUGAAUACUUAUAGCGUUUCUUCGUUACCUACAGAAGAACUUACAAACAUGUUUGUGGGUAGACGUUCAAAAAAACGUUUUUGGAACCAUUUAUUUACGAAUAGACCAUGUCUGGCUAUAGUGAUUGUUUCAAUGAUGAUGGCCAGUGGAAUGAUAGCAGCGGCCGAAUCCCCUUCGACGACUGUAUCUGAACAAACCACUGUGACUAUGCGACCGAAUGUGACGGCGGAUUGUGUGGCGCGCGACACAUGUGCAGAAUGCACAGCUGCUGCCCCCGCUUGCAGCUGGUCGCUGGUACGGCAAUCGUGCAAUGACACGGCGGCGACGGAAAAACAACUGAUCGAAGAUCCGGGCGACGACGGUCACCAUCAUCCACCAACUAAGGCGGUGAGCGACGCACGGUCAUGUCCGCGGUUCCAGGUCAACUACCAGAAACGGACCAAUUUGGACACGGCGAACCGCACGGUGCAAGUGAAAGUGUCGAACGACCCGACCGGUACGUUCAGGGCACUGCUCGAACGGGGUGGGGUGUACUGCCACUUGAACGAGAUGAAGUACGAUGGCAAAGUUGAAAGUGGUGGGCGGCAGAUCACGUGCGAGUCUGACUACUUGGAGUCUGUGAACUCGUCGUUGUCGUCGAUGGUUUAUUUUGCAGUUUCCGUGAAAGGCGUCCCGUUGGCCUUUGACGACAAGAGUGACCACUACUUGGACUUCACGGUGCCUCGUAACGCGUGCGUAACCGACAGCCACUUGGGGCCAAGUGACGAGUGCAAGGUGUGCCUUUGGGACGACGACGUGUACCGGUACUACUGCCAGUGGUGCCCCAAGAGCAAUCCGUGCACCGGGUCGUACCAGCAAUGCGACGUCCGCCGGCUGGCCGACCCCAGUCGCGUAGCACCGGUCCAAGACGUGCUGAUCCAAUGUCCCGCGGUCCGGAUCGAGUCCAUCUCACCACUGUACGGAUCGUGGGCCGGUGGAACGACGGUGCGGAUCGUCAUCAGCAAUCACCGGACGCUGGCCGAAAACAAGGUGACCGUGAUCAAGGUCGCCAACAGCCGAUGCUUGCUGCCCACCGUGUUGAUGGACGGCACGGCCGUCACGUGCACCAUACCGCCGACCAACACAAGUACACUGAACCAAGGCCCGGUAGAGGUGACGUACAUGUCGGAGGAGAACAAGUUGCUACCCACGUUCACGCUCCGGUCCAACCAGAGUUUCUACUUCGUGGAGCCGGUAAUAACGAGCGUAUGGCCGACGUGUGGCCCAACCACCGGCGGCACAAAGAUCAUGAUCCGCGGCCGGUUCUUGGACGCUGGCACUGUUCGUGUGUACUUGCGGGAAAAUAUCACUUGCGCGGUGGUUUCGCAGAGCCAGAACGAGGUGACGUGCAUAACAGGUGCUAGCGACGYCCCGGCCACUAGUGCGGUACGGAUCGAGUUUGACCACUACCUGAGCAAGUUCGUACACGACCCACCAUUCGUGUACACGUCUACACCAGCUGUGGAUGGYGGCCAGACGUUCCGGAGCAUAGCGUCCGGUGGCACUCAGCUUCCGGUAUUUGGCCAGAACUUUGCGUGCAUCCGCAAUCCACUGGUGCACGUGUCGUACAAUGGCAUUCAGUACACUGGCGGGUGCGUAGUGAAAAACAACACGUACUUGGUGUGCACGGCGCCGACCAUCAACCGGCCAGCACCACACCAGGUGACCGCGCUGAAGUUCGGGUUCCAGGCCGACUACAACGACACGAUCGUCAAGAUACAGCCGCCCACCGGUACGCCUGACUACACCGUGUACCCGGAUCCGGUGUACACCGACUUCGACACAGAUGGGCGGACUGUUACCGUCUACGGUCUGAACAUGGACCAAGGUUACGACCACGAUGCUGACCUGACAGUACUGUUCCACCACACCGGAGUGCCGUGCAACGUGACGUCCGUGGAACCUGACCGCAUAGUGUGCCGGCCGCCCAAACGGUUGUCCUUCAAGGACCACGGCAGUCAUUCAGACGAAGACCAAAUCGAAGACUACGAGGACGACGAAGACGAAUUGCCGGCGGCCCUAGUUAACGACGAGAUCAUCGUUACCGUUGGCAACCUGGUAUACGAGGUCAAGAGGAAACCGCAGACGCGCCGGUACAGCAGCCCUCUGCGGAUCAAUACCAUAAUUUUCGGUGGCAUUGCGUUAGUGUCGCUGGUCAUCACGAUCGUGGCAGCCAUUGUGUACUGCAUGAAGAUCGCCAUAACCAUUUCUAACCAGCAGACGGAAAUGAAGUCGUUGUGCGAGCACCUUAACAGCUCCGAAAUUGGAACCGGAACCGGAACCCAAACCGAUAGCACUUGCAAAGGUGACGUCGAGUCGUCUCUGGCGCCGACCAAAGACAGAUCAUAGGAAAACAUUGUUAAUUAUUUUAAUACCGUCAUAAUAUUAUGCAUGCCAUUCAUAAUGAAAUGGGUCACUUAUUUCCACGAUUCUAUAGUAUUUUAGGUAUGUAAUUUUUAGGUAACGCAGAUAUAAGAUGCAUGGAGUUAUGUUAUAUUAUAAUAUUAUAUGGGUAUAUCUUCGCAUGAUCCUCGUCUAUCUCGUCGACAACGAUAUAGAAAAUAUUAAAUAGGUAGCAAAAAUCGCCUAUCUUUUGUAUUUAAUAUAUUACUAUAGGUAUGAUAUGGUAUAUAAUAUUAAACAUCAAUAUUAUAAUUAUUAUGUGUGUAGGUAUCUACUUAGGUAUAUGUAAGAUUAUAUGAUUAUUAUCUUAUUCGUAGGUAUAAGCUACAGCAUGUAAGGAUCACGUAGAUCCCGUCAUUGUAUAAAUAUGAUUACAUAACGAUAUAGUAUAUUACGUAUGCUCUAUAUAAUACUAUUAAUAUUAUCAUAGAUUUUCAUAUGUGUGUAAAAAGUAAAUAAUAUUUUUGAUUAUAUAAUAAUAAUAUGCAAUACUUCAUAUUUCGGGCUGAUUGCGCAGUUUAUAUAAUUAUGUAGAAGUUAAUCUACASAUUGUCCAAUUGUUGUACAUAAUAUGUUUUAAUUUUAAUUUUUAAUAAUUGUUGUUGAUGAUGGAUAAAUUAAACGAUGUUGAUACGA
Molecule: messenger RNA, 3363 nt
Organism: Diuraphis noxia (Russian wheat aphid)
Lineage: Eukaryota; Metazoa; Arthropoda; Insecta; Hemiptera; Aphididae
Product: plexin-A3-like
Biological process (GO): regulation of cell migration; semaphorin-plexin signaling pathway
Cellular component (GO): semaphorin receptor complex; plasma membrane
Molecular function (GO): semaphorin receptor activity
Source: RefSeq, a predicted model, not a curated record